CGGAAGCCGAAAGGGGACAGCCUGUGACUUCUGUAGUAAGUACAGCUACUGUCACUCCACCAGCAAUGCAUUUAGCUAAAAUCUGUAGUAUUAUUAGUUUUCAUCCGUGAAAGGCAAGCGACAAUCUCCCCUGAUGUUGACUGGAUGUAGAAACCUCUCUUGGACAUUUUUCUCGCUCACCAGUAGAAGACUUUGGACUAGACGGAGUUUUAACUCACGAGCUGCUCUCUGCUCUUCAACGCUUUCAUCUGUCCUUCGAUCUCCCCUUUCAUCAACUCACAGUCAUCACUUCCUGACUAGCAGACAAAUCUCAGCACACAUUCCUGCAUCUGUUAAUUUCUCUUCAGCGCAUUCAGCUCGUUCCUUCGGCCUGAUGGAGUUAAAGGAAGUUCUGCAGGUUUUAGAGCAGCUUGCUCCACUGUCACUUGCUGAGUCAUGGGAUAAUGUUGGUUUGCUGGUUGAGCCGAGCAAACCUCGGCCCGUUAAGACCAUUCUGCUAACCAAUGACCUCACAGACGCCGUCAUGGAGGAAGCAGUUGCUGUGGGCUGUGACCUCAUAAUUUCGUAUCACCCGCCUUUGUUUCGGCCAAUCAAGCGUCUGGUUCAGAAAGACUGGAAGCAGCGACUGGCCAUCCGGGCUGUGGAGGCCGGGAUAGCAGUCUUUUCCCCUCACACUUCGUGGGAUUGCGUAAAAGGAGGAGUGAAUGACUGGCUGGUCGGAGGACUUGGCAGCGGUCAGGUGUCGGUGUUGAGUCAGGCACUCGGUGGCGCCUCCCACAGUCACAAACUGGAAUUCAUGGUCAGCAAUGCAGAGGAACUACACAUUAUAAUGGAGGAACUGAAGGCUUGUGAUGGUGGAACGAUCCUACAGCAUUCAGGCAGCAGACCAGACAGCAGUGGUAUCCGUGCCAGCAUUACAUGUUGUGACUCCGCACUGACCCCGAGUGUCCAGGCUCUGUUAGGACAUAGUGCUCCCAGCCAGUCUCUCAACAUCGUAAAGUUAGAGCAGCCCCCUCUUCUGGGCCAUGGCCAAGGGCGACUCAGCGUUUUGGACCAGCCAGUGACUGUGGGAACAGCCGUGCAGAAAAUGAAGUCCCACUUGGGUUUGAGUUACCUCCGUUUGGCUCUGGGAUCAGGGCAGACGCUGGAGUCCUCUGUGUGCACUGUGGCUGUGUGUGCUGGGUCAGGAGCCUCAGUACUAAAUGGAGUCAAGGCGGAUCUCUACGUCACUGGAGAGAUGUCCCACCAUGAAGUGGUGGAUGCCGUGGCGAAAGGAACCAGCGUGAUCCUCAGCGACCACAGCAACAGCGAGCGAGGUUACCUGGCUGUGUUCAGGGAGCGACUCGCUGUGCGUCUUCCCGAUAGUGUAACAGUGGUCCAAUCGAAGGCUGACCGAGACCCUCUGGAGGUCGUCUGACUGACUCUGAUUUGAAGUUGCAAUAAUUGGCGUGUGUGACGACUUUUCACCAUUUUAAUUACAUGAUCCAAACUGAUAUGUGUGACAUGUUGACAAAAAUACCAAUUUUUACUUUAUGUAAGGCUGUCUACUGGCUGUAAAAUGGUAGCAUAGUAUUUAUAAAAAAGAAAAAAAACAAGUGGUGCCUGAUACUUUGAUGUAAAGUGUUUUAUUGAUAUACAUUGUGGCACUUAUCAUGUGUCUCUGGAAGGGUCUU
Archocentrus centrarchus (flier cichlid) is the source of this 1673-nucleotide messenger RNA. RefSeq names its product NIF3 NGG1 interacting factor 3-like 1 (S. cerevisiae) (gene nif3l1). Gene Ontology annotation, cellular component: mitochondrion; cytoplasm. The record is from RefSeq and is a predicted model, not a curated record. The coding region runs from base 134 to 1417 and encodes 427 amino acids. The transcript has 7 exons. NCBI's taxonomy places the organism in Eukaryota, Metazoa, Chordata, Actinopteri, Cichliformes, Cichlidae.